GUGUCAUGUGAUAACUGAAUUGUAAAGCUGAAAAAAACAGCCUUACACAGCUCUGCUUUGUGCUCUCAAUCUUUCUGAAACUCCUUCAGGGACCACAUUUAUGUGACAAGGGUGGACUUACUGCACCGAAGCUAACAGGUUGUCAGAGGAGUAUGCAGCACAGUGCUCUUUGUUCAUAACUCAGCUCAAUCCACCUGUUAAUAAUGACCAUGCAGAUGGGGAUAGUGCUUUUAGCUCUGCUGGGCCUCAGCUCAGCGCUCGUCUGUCCUGAUGGAGGCAUGUGUGAGGACAAAAACACCUGCUGCAAGAACACCGCGGGAGGAUACGGCUGCUGCCCGCUUCCUCAUGCUGAAUGUUGUUCAGAUCAUCUCCACUGCUGCUACAAGGGGACGACCUGUGACCUGGUUCACUCCAAAUGUGUCAAUAAGACGGUUUCUCUGCCCUGGAUGACACGGGUUCCCACCAAACAGGCCCUGCUUGUCCCACAGCUUGAGGAGCGAGUAAAAGCAGUCAUUUGUCCAGACAAGGCGUCCGAGUGUCCGGAUGAGACCACCUGCUGCCAGCUUCUCGACGGCUCCUGGGGCUGCUGUCCAUUAGUGAAGGCGGUGUGUUGUGAGGAUAAACUUCACUGCUGUCCAGGGGGAACAAAAUGUGAUAUCGCUCACUCGAGGUGUGUGUCCGCCUCACUGGAGUCCUUCCCCAUGCUGCAGAAAAUACCUGCCAGGAGGAGGGACAGCAGUACAGCCUCUAAAGUCUCUGCAGUUACCUGCCCAGGUGGUAGAAGCAGCUGCCCUGAUAGUUACACAUGCUGCCUGCUAACCAGCGGAGACUACGGCUGCUGCCCGUAUCCAGAGGCCAUAUGCUGCAGUGAUCACCUCCACUGUUGCCCUAGCAACACUCAGUGUGACCUUGAGCAUGGUGUCUGCAAAUCUGGUGAGACACACCUACCGCUGCUGAAGAAGGUUGCAGCUGUGCCCAAUGAUGUUGAAUGUCCAGAUAAGAAAUCAGCGUGCCCUGAUCAGACGACAUGCUGUCAGAUGGCAAAUGGCACCUACGGCUGCUGCCCGAUGCCUGAUGCUGUCUGUUGUUCAGAUCACAUCCACUGCUGUCCUGCAGGAACACAGUGUGACCUCGUCCAUGAGGCCUGUGUGUCACAAAGAGAGUCCAGCGAGUUCAUAGAGAUCAACACUGCAGGGACGGAGCUGAUGGAAGUACAGAGAAAUGACAACUCUAAAGGUGGUGCCGUUCCCUGCAAUGACUCUGUGGCCUGUUCUGACGGGUUCACCUGCUGUAAAUCAUCAGCGGGUAAAUGGGCGUGCUGCCCGCUUCCAAAGGCUGUGUGUUGUGAGGAUCACCUGCACUGCUGUCCUCACGGCACCGUCUGUAACCUGGCCACCUCCACAUGCAAUGAUCCUUCAGGCAGCACUGUGAUGCCCUGGCUUGAAAGGGUUCCCGCCUUCCCUUUCGUGGCCGAGAACAACAAGUGUGAUAAAUCCACAUCGUGUCCAGGAAAAGCCACCUGCUGUAAGACCACCAGUGGAAGCUGGGCCUGCUGUCCUCUGGCUCAGGCUGUGUGCUGCGAUGAUCACAUCCACUGCUGCCCUCACGGCACUGUCUGCAACCUGGAGGCUCAAAGCUGCAACGACCCGUCGGGCUUCUCUCCGUCCCUCCCGAUGGUGGAGAAAGCAGCGGCUCUGAGGUCAGACGUACAGGAUGAGAAAUGUGACAAGCAGACAAUGUGUCCCGGAGGAACCACCUGCUGUAAGAAAGACUCUGGACAGUGGGCAUGCUGCCCCCUACCUCAGGCUGUGUGCUGCACUGAUCGUGAGCACUGCUGUCCAAAAGGCUACAAAUGUAACAUAGCUGAGCAGACGUGUGACAAACCCGGAGCCCUCAGUCUGCCCUGGCUGCAGAAGAUCCCGGCUCUGCAAACGGAGAAUACCUCGGCUGUUUCUGGUUCUCGUCGACCCAUCAGGAACAUGUGCGACGCCCAGACCAGCUGUCCAAAGGACACGACCUGCUGCUUCAUGGACAGGACAAAGAAAUGGGGCUGCUGUCCUCUGCCAAAUGCGGUGUGCUGCAGUGACGGAAAUCACUGCUGCCCCAGAGAUCACACCUGUGAGCCCCACCGCUCCUCCUGCUCUAGGGGCCACCAUGUCGUCCCAUGGUUCACCAAACUGAGUGCUCUGACCGAGCCGAGCUCCGUCAGGGAUGUUAAAUGUGACGACAAGAGCAGCUGUGCUUCAGGAACGACUUGCUGCAAGCUGGAGACGGGAGAGUGGGGCUGCUGCCCGCUAGUUAAGGCGGUUUGUUGUGAGGACCACCAGCACUGCUGUCCUCAGGGAUACACCUGCAACAUGCACACAGGAACGUGUGAGAAGAAGAUCCAAGACUGGCUCAUCAGCACCCUCCCUCAGACCGAAGUGGUACGGCCUGAUCCCGCAGUCACAGAGGAUGACACAGACGUACCAUGUGACAGCUUGGGGGUGUAUCACUGCCCCCAAAGAGACACGUGCUGCAAGAUCUCAGCCACCGAGUGGGCCUGCUGCCCUUCUCCCAAGGCUGUGUGCUGCUCAGACUCGAAGCACUGCUGUCCUGCAGGAUUCUCCUGCGACAUGAAGUCUAAAAGUUGCACCCAGCACUCCCCGCUGUCCUGGGACUCUCUGUUUGGGGACAGAAACAAAGACUUUACUCCACAUGGACUUUAAUGUUUAGACUUAUCUGUAUAAACCUGGGCGUGUGUCAUCAUCCCAUCUACAACUCAUUUAGUCUAUGGACAUGAAGGGUUUUUUUUCCCACACUCACAGUUUGUUCGGUCAUUAAAGGAAAGUAUUUACAUG
This is a messenger RNA of Cheilinus undulatus (humphead wrasse), 2840 nucleotides long. RefSeq names its product granulin b (gene grnb). Gene Ontology annotation, cellular component: extracellular region. The transcript has 17 exons. The coding region runs from base 204 to 2708 and encodes 834 amino acids. The record is from RefSeq and is a predicted model, not a curated record. NCBI's taxonomy places the organism in Eukaryota, Metazoa, Chordata, Actinopteri, Labriformes, Labridae.